GGGGGUGGGGGGUGACUGUAGAGUGAUGGGACCCGGCUGAGGGAGCAGCAGCGAGUGAUCACUCUCCGGGCUUGUAAUGACAGACAGAUGUGAAGGAUGACUUCGUGCACAGAUGUCUGUGGGUCAGACUAUGGUGAGCAUGCUCAAGCCAGCGGAAACUACCACCAGUACGGAGUCCGCUCCUACUUACACCAGUUUUAUGAGGAGUGCACAGCUUCCAUCUGGGAACGUGAUGAAGAUUUUCAGAUUCAGAGAUCGCCUAGCAGGUGGAGCUCUUUACUCUGGAAGGUCUGUCUCGCGUUUGGUACCCUGAUCUUGCUUGCGGGCCUCAUCAUUGUUUUGGUGGGCUAUGCCACUCCAGCCAGGAUCGAAGCAUUUGGUGAAGAUGAUCUACUCUUUGUUGACAGCCACGCCGUCACUUUCAACCGUGCACUGGAUGUUUGCAAGCUGACUGGUGCUGUGCUGUUCUGUGUGGGAGGCACCUCCGUGGCUGUGGGUCUCCUGCUGUCUGCCUUUGCCAAGAGCUACUCCAAAGAAGAAUUGUAUCUGCAGCAGAAGUUUAAGGAGAGGUUGGCAGAUCUGCAUGCAACAGUUGGUACCCCAAUUAUGAGAGCACCAACCCCUGGGGAGGGAAAGGUGCCCGUCACCCUUUCCAAAGUCCAAAACAUCCAGCCAGUCACCACAAAGUCAGAAACCUGAUCGACGUCCAGAUGAAGCGUGUGUGUGGACUCACUGGUGUGCAGACUCUGUAUGACUGUGCACAAGUGCGUGUGUGUUGAUCUGUGUGCAGUUUCCGUUUCUGAAAGGUCAGCUUACAUGACUGAUUGCAUUGAUUCUUCAUCUUCAUUUGUCUGAGCUUGAUUUUAAUGGGUUAAUAUAGAUAAACGAAGUUUUUGUUGUCAUACGUUCACAAUAAUUUAACACAGCACAGGCAGUCUCAAGAAAACUAAUUAGAGAACAGGCAUUUUUUUUAUCCUGUCAAGAGGAUUCACAUUUUUAUAAUGCUGGUGGCGUUAGUGCUGAAGGGUGUAGAGUAGCAAAUGCAGUGUCAUUUGAAGUUAAUGGUGAUUGGCCCCUUUUCCCAGAAAUGAUCAAAAGUUGCACUGAGCACAGUGAACCUAAUAGGAUGAGUGUCUGUCAGUGCGGAAUACUUACUGGUGAAGUGCUUACGUGAAUAGUCAGAUCAAGGGUUCAUCCAAAAAGUGCAGUCAAUCACAACAUUACCGGCAGCAGUAAGAUCCCUGCCCAUGAAUACAUAUUUUUAGCUGAGAUUUAUUUGGGCUACAUGUAACCACUAUCUAAUAGUCUCCACUGAUGCUAAAGGUUCACCAUGCCAGAACAGAUAAGACACAAAAACGGUUCAGAACAAACCUUAAGGGCAGAUUUCACACCGACAUUUCCUUCUGUCUUACCAGGCCUUUGACCUUGUUUCCUUCGGUAAAUCUUCAGACAGGAUCAAUAGACAGGACUGGACAGGCUGAUGAAAGGUGCAUUGAACCACAGAAGAGAACAUUCAGAACAGCACAGUCUGUCAGAUUCAGGCCUCUGUCCUCCCUUCUAUCUUUGAGAACUGUUUGUUUGUUUUUUUUUUGUUUUUUUUUUUACCUGAACACAUACUUUCUCCUGUCUCCUUUUGACAAAUGCAAGCAAGCGAACACACGUCUCCACUCCACAAUUUCAGACCAAAUGCUAUAAACUACCACAUGGGGCUACUUGUGAAAGUCAAGACGGAAUGAGGGCACGUCAAGAGAGACAAACAACGUGACAAGGAGGUUACAUAAUAGAGCGAGAGGGGAGAGCACAUCCAGCUCUCCAGUGAGACAUCAGCAACCUCGUAUCUGAUGAUGACUGUGAUGAUUCAAAGUUGCUUUAGAUACAGCUAUGCCUCCCUGCUCUCACACACACAACAUUUGAAAUUUCAUCAUUGCCGUCAGCUGGAAAUACGUGUGUAAUAUUAGUGGACUGAUAAGUUGCAGCAUCAUCAAAGCUUUGUUGGCAGAUUGUGCAAUCGCUUAUUUACUGUAUCUGAAACAGAUGUUCAAUUAAGAUGGAACUGAUUUUAUUUUAUACACUAACUGUAACUUACAAGCACAAUAAGCUGUCCAUUGACACGGUUUGCUGUUUUUUUAAAAUGUAGAUGUGUUUUUAAUAUGUUCUGAAAUACAGUGGCCAUGCCACUUUAAACGGUUCCUUAUUAUUAUUUUAUUCUUGCUUGUCUUCUUAGUUCAUCUCAUGAAAACACGACAUGUACUGUAAUGUAUUGCCAUUUUGGUUAGUAGAACAAGUAGUGGUAGUAAGUGGCAUACAUUUCCAAACAUGGUCCUUCCAUACUAUGUCUCAUCUUCAAAUCCAUGCAGCAACACUUACUGAUAUUACUCUAUUAUAUUAUAUUUACUGUACAAAAGGUUGAAUUGCUAUGCUGGUUACAUACUAUGUCCAUGUAAGUUGACCUUUUAUUAUCAUUGUCACAACUUCCACUCUACUUUUACUUUGAAAUAUUCUUGAAUAACAUCUUAUCGCAUUUAGAUCAAAACAACACAACAACUACGACAGGAAAUGUACUGGAAAGAAACAAAAAAUAAUACUUUCAAUUCACCACUGAGCUGCAAAAAUACAGUAGAGGAAGAAAAGCCAAGAUGUUAAACAAGCUGAUACGGACUAACCCUUGGGUGAGGUCAGAACUUUAGGUAAUGUGCUGAUUUGUAAUUGCGUUAUGUUCCAUUCUGUGUUACAAUAUCAAAUCUACAAUGAAUAUUUUUUUUCUUUUAUGCCCUGAUUCUAACUUUAACUCUCUCCUGGUGUAACAGUGAAUAAUAAAAGUAUACUGUACUUAUUGCAGAUGAGAUCAGAUUAAGAACAAAUGUCUAUAUACAGUAUGUCUAUUUUUCAAAGAACACAAUAAAACAGACGUAUCUGCAGCUCAA
This is a messenger RNA of Mugil cephalus (flathead mullet), 2924 nucleotides long. RefSeq names its product neurensin 1 (gene nrsn1). Gene Ontology annotation, biological process: nervous system development. Bases 97 to 699 code for a protein of 200 amino acids. Lineage: Eukaryota; Metazoa; Chordata; Actinopteri; Mugiliformes; Mugilidae. The record is from RefSeq and is a predicted model, not a curated record. Gene Ontology annotation, cellular component: neuron projection; neuronal cell body; transport vesicle. The transcript has 6 exons.